AGCGCAGAGAGUCGGGCCCAGGCGGAGCCGCCGCCGUCCUCGCUGGCCCGCGCGGCCCGACCAGCCGCGGAGCGGGAGAGGAGCCGGCCGUCCCGGGCCGGGAGGCCCGCCCGCCAUGGCCACCAAGGCUCGGGUUAUGUACGACUUUGCUGCUGAACCUGGAAAUAAUGAACUGACUGUUAACGAAGGAGAAAUCAUCACCAUAACAAAUCCGGAUGUUGGCGGAGGAUGGCUGGAAGGAAGAAACAGUAAAGGAGAACGAGGGCUUGUUCCCACAGACUACGUUGAAAUUCUACCCACUGAUGGAAAAGAUCCUUUUUCUUGUGGAAAUUCCGUGGCUGACCAAGCCUUCCUUGAUUCCCUCUCAGCAAGUACAGCUCAAGCCAAUUCGUCUGCUGCCCACAGUAACAACCAGGUCAGUGGUGGCAACGACCCCUGGUCUGCCUGGAGUACACCCAAAUCUGGGAACUGGGAGGGCACAGACGGCUGGGGAGCCAAGCCCGAUGGAGCCGUCGCCCAGAGGAACACCUCCAACAACUGGGACUCUGCCUUCGGCCAUCCCCAGGCCUACCAAGGACCAGCAACUGGGGAUGACGACGACUGGGAUGAAGACUGGGAUGACCCCAAGUCCUCGUCACCUUACUUUAAGGAUUCAGAGUCCGCCGAAGCGGGAGGGGCUCAGCGAGGAAACAGCCGGCCGGGAGCAUCGUCCAUGAAGCUGCCGCUGAACAAGUUUCCUGGAUUCGCAAAACCCGGACUGGAGCAGUAUUUGUUGGCCAAGCAACUAGCAAAACCCAAAGAGAAAAUUCCCAUCAUUGUUGGAGAUUAUGGCCCCAUGUGGGUUUAUCCUACCUCUACAUUCGACUGUGUGGUAGCAGAUCCCAAAAAGGGUACCAAGAUGUAUGGUCUGAAGAGCUACAUUGAGUAUCAGUUAACGCCUACCAACACUAAUCGAUCAGUAAACCACAGGUAUAAGCACUUUGACUGGCUAUAUGAACGUCUCCUGGUUAAGUUUGGGUCAGCCAUUCCAAUCCCUUCUCUUCCAGAUAAACAGGUCACAGGUCGCUUUGAAGAGGAGUUCAUCAAGAUGCGCAUGGAGAGACUCCAGGGGUGGAUGACCAGGAUGUGCCGGCAUCCCGUCAUCGCAGAAAGCGAGGUUUUCCAGCAGUUCCUCAAUUUCCGGGAUGAAAAGGAGUGGAAAACUGGCAAAAGGAAGGCUGAAAAAGAUGAGCUGGUGGGAGUUAUGAUAUUUUCCACCAUGGAACCAGAGGCACCUGACUUGGACUUGCUGGAAAUAGAGCAGAAGUGCGAUGCUGUGGGGAAGUUCACCAAAGCCAUGGAUGAUGGUGUCAAGGAGCUGCUGACAGUGGGGCAGGAGCAUUGGAAGCGGUGCACAGGGCCGUUACCCAAGGAGUAUCAGAAGAUAGGAAAGGCGCUGCAGAGCUUAGCCGCCGUGUUCAGCUCCAGCGGCUAUCAAGGUGAAACAGAUCUCAACGACGCAAUAACAGAAGCAGGAAAGACAUAUGAAGAAAUUGCCAAUCUCGUGGCAGAGCAGCCAAAGAAAGACCUCCAUUUUCUGAUGGAAUGUAAUCAUGAAUAUAAAGGCUUCCUUGGCUGCUUCCCUGAUAUUAUCGGUGCUCACAAGGGAGCAAUAGAAAAAGUGAAAGAAAGUGAUAAACUAGUUGCGACUAGUAAAAUCACCCCGCAAGACAAGCAGAACAUGGUAAAACGUGUCGGCACUAUGUCUUAUGCUUUGCAAGCCGAGAUGAACCAUUUUCACAGUAACCGGAUCUAUGAUUACAACACUGUCAUCCGUCUGUACCUGGAGCAGCAGGUACAGUUCUACGAGACGAUUGCAGAAAAGCUGAGGCAGGCCCUCGGCCGCUUUCCAGUUAUGUAGAAGAGACGGAACAGGAAGAAAACGCCGAAGUGCUUCUUUCUGACUUGGGCAAUGUAAUUUAAAGUUUAUUUUUUUCCCUAUCACAAAAAAAAAAGAAAAGAAAGAAAACCAAAACAAAUAGAGUGACAAACAAAUUGUGUUUAUUUUACUGAGCAGCCUAAACACCUCCCUUCUCUUCCACAGCCACUAUUUAAACCAAUGGAAAUUGUGUCUAUUUUUGAAAAGUACUUAAAAUUAGUAGAAUUUUGAACGGAAAAUUUGGUAUUUUACAGAGAACCCUAAUUUAUGAUUUCUCUUGGGAUCUUUCAGUUCUUACCCAAUGUCAGAUAAUUACUAAUUACUUUCUUAAAAAUAUGAAAUAUGCCAGAAUAAAAAAUAUAUAUGUUUGUAUAUUUUUAUAACUCUCAGUCCUUUGGGAAUUCCUGUCUAUUGAGGAAAAUUGGCCCGCCUUUCACUUCUGUAUUUAUGAUUAAAGAGCUGACCAUUUCAGAGAGGCCUUGGGGCUACCGAUGCCCCCGUCUUGCCCCUUAUGCAGGACAUACGAUGCCGUCCUGUAAACUCUGGUCAUCAGAGUGUCCUGGUUUCCUCUCUGCCUCCUCCCGUCCACCUUCCCCUCCUCAGGGUGAUCCUGGCUGUGUUGUUCUCACUUUCAAGGAGCCCUGGUAGCACAAUUGUUAAGCACUCAGCUGCUAACUGAAAGAUUGGUGGUUUGAACCCACCAGGCACUCAGCAGGAGAAAGAUGUGGCA
This is a messenger RNA of Loxodonta africana (African savanna elephant), 2648 nucleotides long. It is a transcript of the gene SNX9, whose product is annotated as sorting nexin 9. Gene Ontology annotation, molecular function: protein binding; phosphatidylinositol binding. Gene Ontology annotation, cellular component: cytoplasmic vesicle; plasma membrane. Lineage: Eukaryota; Metazoa; Chordata; Mammalia; Proboscidea; Elephantidae. Gene Ontology annotation, biological process: endosomal transport; intracellular protein transport; cleavage furrow formation. The transcript has 18 exons. The coding region runs from base 116 to 1900 and encodes 594 amino acids. The record is from RefSeq and is a predicted model, not a curated record.